Messenger RNA from Empidonax traillii (willow flycatcher), 1855 nucleotides. Its product is annotated as AP-4 complex accessory subunit Tepsin-like. The record is from RefSeq and is a predicted model, not a curated record. Lineage: Eukaryota; Metazoa; Chordata; Aves; Passeriformes; Tyrannidae. The transcript has 12 exons. The annotation marks the transcript as partial. Gene Ontology annotation, cellular component: trans-Golgi network membrane.
UCCCUGAUCGCGGCUGGGGGGCGCAGGAUCCCUAACAUCCCCGCAGAGAUCUCCCACGAGUCCCCCGGGAGCAGCCAGUGCCUGCUGGAGCACCUCCUCACACGGCUGCAGAGCAACUCCUGCCAUGUCAAGCUGAAGGUGCUGAAGAUCCUGCUGCACACCUGCUCCCAGGGCUCCCCCCAGUUCGUGCUGCAGCUGAAGAGGAACGCGGGGUUCAUCCGCGAGGCUGCGGUGUUCUCCGGGCCCCCCGACCCCCUGCACGGCAACAGCCUCAACCAGAAGGUGCGGGCGGCUGCACAGGACCUGGCCACCGUUCUCUUCUCGGAUGCGCCGCUGCCGCAGCCCCUGGCACUGCCCGCCCGGGCCCCCGCCGGGAUGGGCUCCAGCCCCAGCCCCUGCGGGUCCCUGCAGGGGUUCGGCUUCAGCGGUGACAGAAGCGGCCCCGCUUCCACCGGGGAGGCCCUGCUGAGCAGCCUCCAGCGAGCGGCCGAGGCCGUGGCCCAGGCUGUACUCCCAGCGCCAGGGGGGCCCCGGCGGCCCCAGGGGGACCUCCCCGAGGACACCUACGAGCCCGUCCGAGCCCCCUCCCCCAGCGGCAGCCCGGCCCCGCUGCCCCCGCCGCCCCCCAGCACCUGUGGGUCCCGAGUGAGUCACCAGCCCGGGCUGGCCGGGGGCGGCUGGGAGGAGGCGGACAGCGGGCACAGCUCCCGGGAAUCCUCGCAGGGACACGAGCAAAGCCGCGCCUCAGACUCGGGCAGCAAAUCCGGCAGCGACAGCCGCUCCGGGGCCAGCCGGGAGCUGAGCCACAGUGCCGACAGCAGGGUGGACGCUGACAGCCCCGGUGACUGCCGGCGGGAGGUGAGCCUGGUGUCGGGGCUGACGCGCGGGGCCAGGGUCUUCCUCACCAGGGAGGAGGCUCAGCACUUCCUCAAGGAGUGUGGACUCCUGAACUGUGAGGUGGUGCUGGAGCUGCUGGGCCGGGCUCUGGAGGAUCCCAGCGACAGCGUCCGCAUGAGAUCCAUGUCUGCCCUGUCCGCCCUCGGCUGCUCCGACCUGCUCUCUCCAGAGCAGAUCUUUGCUGUGACCCGGCAGCACCUGCAGCAGCUCAGCCAAGGCAGCCCCGGGCCUGUGGCCAACCGGGCAACCAAGAUGCUGCGGCAGUUCGAGGCCCUGUGCCGGGCCCAGCCCUCCCCGAGGGCCCUGCGCCCCUCCCCGCCCCCCCCGGCAGGCUCGGCCGGGGACCUGCUGAUGGACUGCCCGGCCCUGGCCGGCGAGAGCAUCCUGACCCCGCUGAGCCCACCCCCCGUGGCCCCCCCUGCCCCUGGAGAGGAGCUGGGGGCAGGAGCGGAGCCCCCCAGGGCCGCGGUGCCUCCGUGUCCCUGCCAGCAGGGUCAGGGGAUCAGGCCAGGGGGGCACAUGGCAGCCCCCGGGCUGUCUCUGUUUGCUGGGAUGGAGCUGGUGGCCCGUCCCAGUGCCGUGAUCCGGCCGGAGUCGCCACUGGCACAGACACGGACACUGCCCCAGCCCCGGGACACAGGGACGGACAUGGGCACGGACACGGAGGGCCUUCGGCAGCCCUCGGCCUUCGCCUUCCUCAACAUGUAGCUGCUGUGGGGUCCCGGGGGCUGCGGGGGCUGAGCCCCCCUCCUUGCGAGGCCUGUGGUGUCCUGGUCCCUCAGGGGGACAUGGGGUGUGAAAGGGUCCCUUGGGGGGACACGGGGCUUCCAUCAGGUGACAGUGGCCCUGUCCCUGAUGUUCAGGGUGGGCAGAGGGGCCUGGCCGUGGCACCUCUCUCUCCUCUGGGCUGGAGAGGAGCUCAGGGCCCCCUAGAGCUGAGCUGGAGGUGCUGUGGGUA